This is a messenger RNA of Exophiala oligosperma, 1422 nucleotides long. RefSeq lists its product as uncharacterized. Gene Ontology annotation, biological process: GPI anchor biosynthetic process. Gene Ontology annotation, molecular function: hydrolase activity, acting on ester bonds. The record is from RefSeq and is a predicted model, not a curated record. Bases 23 to 1012 code for a protein of 329 amino acids. NCBI's taxonomy places the organism in Eukaryota, Fungi, Ascomycota, Eurotiomycetes, Chaetothyriales, Herpotrichiellaceae. Gene Ontology annotation, cellular component: endoplasmic reticulum membrane. The transcript is spliced from 3 exons.
GCUUGAAGACAAAACCGUCAAAAUGAGCUUGCCUUCGGGCUUCAAAUGGAGUGCAAUACUCUUGAUUGUCAUUCUCUCAUUUGCAGGAAUUUCGCAAGCCUCAAUAGGAGAUCGACUCCCUGACUUUCGCGAUUGCGUCCGAGUAUGCAUCGAAGAGAACUGUGACACAGGCAAGGCCAAGCUCCCCCUGCACCUUCGACUGCUCCUGUGGGAUUGUCCUUCAGAAUGCGACUACACAUGUCAACAUGUUAUCACCGAUCAACGCGUGGCUAGAGACCCGCCGAUGAUCGAACCUGUUGUCCAGUAUCAUGGGAAAUGGCCGUUUUAUCGAUUCCUGGGCAUGCAGGAGCCAUUUUCGGUGCUCUUUUCUUUGAUGAACUUUCUCGCUCAUCGAGAAGGCAUGCAGAGGCUUCGUGAGGCAAUUCCGGCACGUUAUUCUCUUCGACCAUAUUAUCUCUGCUUCGGCUACUUUGGACUGGCGAGUUGGAUCUUCAGCAUGCUCUUCCACACACGAGACUUCAACCUCACGGAAAAACUUGACUAUUUUGCUGCCGGUGCCAGUGUACUCUACGGCAUGUACUUUACUGUCAUUCGCGUGUUCAGACUCGAUCAUAGAACACCUACCAAGCAGAGCAUUCUGCGGUUCUGGACUCUCGUCUGCAUCUCACUCUACGUGACUCAUGUCACCUACCUGACGGCUUGGAGCUGGGACUACACAUACAACAUGGCGGCCAAUGUAGCCUGUGGUCUGGUCCAAAAUGUGCUCUGGAGUUGGUUUAGCAUUUCACGAUAUCGUAAACUGCAAAAGACAUGGGCGGCCUGGCCAGGGUUGAUCGUGGCAUGGAUCAUUAUGGCUAUGAGUCUGGAACUGUUUGAUUUCCCACCUUUCUGGGGCAUGAUUGAUGCGCACAGUCUGUGGCAUCUAGGGACAGUCAUUCCGACGAUAUGGUGGUAUAGCUUUUUGAUCAAGGACGCGCAAGAGGACCUUGCCAGCGAACGUCUCAAGGCCUGAUCAUGUCGGUAAGCCGAAGCCGAACUCUCCGAUCAGAAAUCGAGGCUACGGAGAAAAAGCAAGUUCAGUGGGUGUGGAAAUGGACAGCGCUUGGAUAUCUAGAGAGCGGUCAAGAGUCUGGGGGAGCAACUAGCCACUCUAUCCCAUCUGUACAGAUGCAUAAUACAAUGCAGCAAAAAGGAAUUUUGGGGGGUUGGCGACGAUCUGUUUUUAGGGCUUACCAGGCUGGUUUAGGCCUCGGGCUUAACAAAAUGCCUCCCCCACGCCAGUCAACGGGCCGGGCGCCAUUGGCCGAAAGCAUCACUAGUCAGGCACCUGAUAGAGGGGGGGAAAGUUGAGGCUUCUAUGUGACACAACGUUGUGGGUAGUGGCGGGACAUAAAAGAAAACUCAAGUGAAUUUUGGUCUGAC